AUGGCAGGAAACCAGACGGAGCAGACCGAGACGCGCACAGCGUUCUUCUAUGGCACUCUGAUGGAACCCCAAGUGUUCUUCUCGGUGUGCUACGACAACAAAGACCCACCAGAGGAAAUCCGAAAGCGACAUACCUUCCAGCCUGCCGUGCUGCAUGGCUACUGCCGGCGCCGGGUCCGCGGUGCCGAUUACCCGGGCAUGGUAGAGGACCCCGAGCACACCGUCCGUGGUGCUGUGAUUAGCGGCGUCACGAAAGCCAAUCUGGAGCGGCUUGACUUCUUCGAGGGCGCUGCCUACGAUCGGCGCGUUGUUCGCCCGAAGCUCCUGACGAAGGUGGGCAACGAGAAGGGAGAUGGAAAUGAGGAGGGCGAGCAAAUCAUCACCGAGUCUUACAUCUUCCUGGACAAGGACUGGCUGGAGGACAAGGAGUGGGAUUUCGCUGAGUUUCGCCGCGACAAGCUUAAGAAGUGGACGCGGGCAGGCUACGUCUUCGAAGACUGUGAUCCCGACCAGCCUGCCAGUGUUAACGCAGCUGUCUGA
Diaporthe citri is the source of this 540-nucleotide messenger RNA. RefSeq lists its product as uncharacterized. Bases 1 to 540 code for a protein of 179 amino acids. The transcript is spliced from 4 exons. Lineage: Eukaryota; Fungi; Ascomycota; Sordariomycetes; Diaporthales; Diaporthaceae. The record is from RefSeq and is a predicted model, not a curated record.